Molecule: messenger RNA, 1377 nt
Organism: Phaeoacremonium minimum UCRPA7
Lineage: Eukaryota; Fungi; Ascomycota; Sordariomycetes; Togniniales; Togniniaceae
Product: putative sugar transporter protein
Exons: 6
Coding region: 1-1377 (458 amino acids)
Biological process (GO): carbohydrate transport; transmembrane transport
Cellular component (GO): membrane
Molecular function (GO): carbohydrate:proton symporter activity
Source: RefSeq, a predicted model, not a curated record
AUGCCGUCCAUCGCUAAACAUUUCAACCGACGCCUCUUCCUAUCAGUCGUGCUCAUUGCCGUGUCGCAAUUUAACUAUGGCUUCGACAACCAAGCCUUCGCCCAAACCCAGGCGAUGGACGCUUUCCAGGCACAAUUCGGAGAUUAUGACCCCAAGACAAAGAAGUACGGGUUGAAGACGUACUGGCUGUCCCUGUUCAAUAGUCUACCCUUUAUAGGAUUCGCAAUUGGCUUGAUCAUUGGGAGCAUAGUCAGCGCCAAAUGGGGUCGACGAAUGGCAAUGUUUUGUAUGAGCAUGUACGCACUGAUCUCCGCAACUAUUGUUGUCACAGCACAGACAAAAGGCCAGAUCAUGGCGGGCCGUAUUCUUAAUUAUAUCUACAUUGGUUGCGAAUUGGCAACCGUUCCCGUAUUCCAGGCUGAGAUUGUCCCUGCUCCCGUUCGAGGUCUCGCGGCUGGUGGACUUUUGGUGAACGGUAUUUGCCGGGCGACCAGCACUAAUACUGGAAGAAGUGCAUAUGCUAUUCCUUAUGGGCUCUUCUACAUUGUUCCCAGUAUCAUCAUCUCUCUGAUUUGGUUCAUCCCCGAGUCACCUAGAUGGCUCAUGGUCCAGAAUCGCCUUGACGAAGCUCGAAUUGCUCACAAGAAGUACCGGGAAGGGACAAUGCCGGAUCAGGCAAUCGAGCUCGAGUUCCAGCAUCUCCACGAGGCAUUGCUUGCCGAGCCUGAGCAGGGCCACACAGUUGAAUUGUUUCAGGGCACCAACAUCAAGCGUACUGCUAUCGUGUUGGGAAUGAACUUCUUCCAGCAGGCAACCGGCCAGACUUUUGCUUCUCAAUAUGGCGCCACGAUCCAAACCGGUGCCCUCUUUGCAAUGGGUGGUCUAGGUCUCCAAGACCCCCCUACAUACGGCCAUAAGAGCGGUGAAGUGGCCAUGCUCAUUAUCUUUACUGCAGCAUUCCUGUACUCAUGGGGUCCUAUCACCUACGUCGUGACAACCGAGAUACCCGCGCUGCGGCUCCGCGACAGAUCACAACGCGUCGCAUCAAUCAUGAAUAUAUUUAUGAACUUCCUGGUAACCUUCAUAGUCCCCUACCUCCUCAACGCACCGUACGCAAAUCUGCAUAGCAAAGUCGGCUUCAUCUUCGGCUCGAUCAGUGUCCUGGCAGGUGUCUUCACCUACUUCUGUGUGCCUGAGUGCAAGGGAAGGAGUCUGGAAGAGAUCGAUAGGAUGUUCAUCGAGCACGUUCCCAUCAGGCAGUUCAGGACUCAUGCAAAGAUUCAGAUUGAGGUGGAUGCUGCAGAAGCGGACGCCCCAAGCUCGGCAGAGGAGGGUCGGGCAACCCGCGUCGACGAGACAAAACCUGAAAAGCUGUAA